AGAAACUAGAAUGCCUUCCUGGAAGUCCAUUGGCAUCGUUGCUACUGCAGCUUUGUCCUGCCAAGUCUCCUCGGUUGAGGCAUACGUCAGCUCUCCUGCUUUGAAGCCCGUCUCCGCUCGAGCUGGAGCUGCAUGCAAUGUCGCCUCGCUCGCCAUGUCCUCAGAGGAGCGGCUGAGUCGUCGGGCUGCAAUCGCAUCAACCCUGCUCACUCUUCCAGUGCUCGCUGCCAAGUCAGCGGAUGCUGCAGGACUCAACCUGAUGCCGCCGGCACUCCAGUCGAUCACAGAGAGUGCUUCCAGGAAGAAGGCAUCCAAGGAUCUCGGGGUAGAUCUUGACGGCCCUGCCCCGGAGCCCGUUAGCAAGAAACCUGGCUUCACGGUGCCCAAGCUUGGACCCCAGAGGAAGAAGGCUGCUCAAGAAGAAGAAGGAGAUGCUCCGAAGCCAGCAAGGAAGAUGAGCAUGCCCAAGUUCGGCGAGGUCAAGUCCAAAGAGCCAAAGGCUGAGUCUGAAACCGAGGGCGUCAAGCUCAACUUGGACGCUCCUAAGAGGAGCAGGCCUGGAAGGCAGUCCGUCGCUGGUGCCACGGGCAAGGAGAGAUUCGAGAGCAACGAAAUCAGCUCCCUUGAGCAAAAGCUGAGGAGCAGGAGCACCAAGGUAGACGCCCAGAUCGAGAAGCUCUCCGAGGGCACUAGGUCGGAAUCCGGCGUUCCUAGCCUCAACCCCUUCUCAGCCAAGUAAGAGGAUAAGCAGCGCGAGGUGGUCUGAGGGCGGAUUGAGAGGGGAGGACCUAUCUCCUGAGCUCUCAUUCCAAUCUAACGACCUCAUGGAGCUUUCUCAUAGUGUCUUGCCUAUCCUUGCCAAAUGAGAUUUGCUCGCUCAUGAGUAGAAAUGAAUCCUCAAACCUUUCGG
This is a messenger RNA of Guillardia theta CCMP2712, 910 nucleotides long. RefSeq lists its product as hypothetical. The transcript has 14 exons. The record is from RefSeq and is a predicted model, not a curated record. The coding region runs from base 11 to 739 and encodes 242 amino acids. NCBI's taxonomy places the organism in Eukaryota, Cryptophyceae, Pyrenomonadales, Geminigeraceae.